CUUCUUUCCCCCCCUGUUCUGCAGGCUCGUUUCCGGCAUCAUGGCUCAAAGGGCCUUCCCGAAUCCUUAUCCCGAUUAUAACAAAUCCCUGGCCGAGAGCUACUUUGAUGCUGCCGGGAGGUUGACUCCAGAGUUUUCACAUCGCUUAAAUGAUAGGAUUCGUGGGCUUAUCCAGCAAAUGGAGAGAGGCUUAAAGUCAGCUGAGCCUCGGGAUGGCACUGUUUACACUGGCUGGACAGGUAUUUCGCUACUUUACUUGCAUCUCUAUGAUCUGUUUGAGGAUCCUGCCUACCUACAGAUGGCACACAACUAUGUAAAGCAAGGUCUGAACUGUUUAAGCAAACGUUCCAUCACUUUCCUGUGUGGGGACGCAGGUCCCCUGGCGGUGGCCGCUGUGGUGUAUCACAGGAUGAACCAGGAAAAGCAGGCUGAAGACUGCAUCAGCAGGCUAAUACACUUAAGUAAGAUUGAUCCUAAUGCUCCAAAUGAAAUGCUUUAUGGACGAAUGGGCUACAUCUAUGCUCUACUCUUUGUGAAUAAAAACUUUGGUGGGGAAAAGAUCCCUCGAAGCCAUAUUCAACAGGUUUCUGAAGCAGUCUUAACCGCUGGGGAAAGUCUAGCUAAAAAAAGAAAUUUUACAUCAAGGACUCCACUGAUGUUUGAAUGGUAUCGAGAAUAUUAUGUGGGGGCUGCACAUGGUCUGUCAGGAAUUUAUUACUUCCUGAUGCAGCCCAGCCUUCAAGUGAGCCAUGGAAAAUUACAUUCUUUGGUCAAACCCAGUGUAGACUAUGUUUGCCAGCUGAAAUUCCCUUCUGGUAAUUACCCUCCUUGUGUGGGUGAUAAUAAAGAUCUGCUGGUCCACUGGUGCCAUGGUUGUCCAGGAGUAAUCUACAUGCUCAUCCAGGCAUAUAAGGUGUUCAAAGAGGAACAGUAUCUCCAUGAUGCCUAUAAAUGUGCUGAGGUGACCUGGCAGUAUGGGUUGCUGAAGAAAGGGUAUGGACUGUGCCAUGGUGCAGCUGGGAAUGCCUACGCCUUCCUCACAUUGUACAACCUCACACAGGAUGCGAAGUACCUGUACAGAGCCUGUAAGUUUGCUGAAUGGUGCUUAGAUUAUGGAGAACAUGGAUGCAGAACUCCAGACACCCCUUUUUCCCUCUUUGAAGGAAUGGCUGGAACAAUAUAUUUCCUGGCUGACCUCCUUGUGCCCACAAAAGCCAAAUUCCCUGCAUUUGAGCUCUAGAAGAAAAGCCUGCCUCCUGUAACUCACUGCAUGAUCCUUUUCUUCUGUCAGCCCUGAACUGUGUGUUCUCAUUGCUUUUCAAAGAAA
Molecule: messenger RNA, 1327 nt
Organism: Suncus etruscus (white-toothed pygmy shrew)
Lineage: Eukaryota; Metazoa; Chordata; Mammalia; Eulipotyphla; Soricidae
Gene: LANCL1
Product: LanC like glutathione S-transferase 1
Exons: 9
Coding region: 41-1240 (399 amino acids)
Biological process (GO): carbohydrate metabolic process; peptide modification
Cellular component (GO): plasma membrane
Source: RefSeq, a predicted model, not a curated record